This is a messenger RNA of Actinia tenebrosa (Australian red waratah sea anemone), 732 nucleotides long. Its product is annotated as radial spoke head 1 homolog. The record is from RefSeq and is a predicted model, not a curated record. Gene Ontology annotation, biological process: axoneme assembly; spermatid development. NCBI's taxonomy places the organism in Eukaryota, Metazoa, Cnidaria, Anthozoa, Actiniaria, Actiniidae. Gene Ontology annotation, cellular component: motile cilium; nucleus.
CAAAGCAUAGGAAUAGUGCAAAUGGGAAGUCAUUACGCUCAAGGCAAUUGGUUGGAAACAGAUUCUGCUGAAGACGAGCAAGAUUUGGGAAGGUACGAUGGGGACAGGAAUGAAAAUGACGAAAGGCAUGGAGUAGGGAGAGCAAUUUUGCCUGGAGGAGACGUCUAUGAAGGAGAGUACAAGGAUGGAAAAAGACACGGAAAGGGAAAAUAUAAAUUUAUUAAUGGUGCAAGUUAUAUUGGCGAUUAUUUCGAAGGCAAGAGGCAAGGAAAUGGCACCUUCCUUUACCCUGAUGGAUCUGUUUACCAAGGUGAAUGGAAAGAUGGAGCUCGAUCAGGGAAAGGACGGUAUGUCUAUCCAAAUGGUGAUGUCUACCAUGGCAUGUGGAAAGACGACAAGAGAAACGGGAAAGGAGAGUAUAUUUACAAAGGAAAACAAAUCAAGUACAAUGGUAACUGGGUGAAUGGCGGUUUUGGUGGCAAAGGCAAGAUUACAACAACUCAAUAUGAAUUUGAAGGAAAUUAUGAAGAUCAGGAGCCAAUUGGAGUGGGUCGUUAUGAUUUUAACGUGGGAUGUACACAGAUUGGUGAGUACUCUUUCAAGAGAAUCGUUGUGAAGAAGAACGACACGCGUGAAGUGUAUCAUAUACCCAAGUGGAGGUGUUGCCGUUUAUGCUACGCAGAAAAGAAAGAUGAGCCCAACAACACUGAUGAAUSUCCUGAUGUUGAUUGA